Solanum pennellii is the source of this 462-nucleotide messenger RNA. RefSeq lists its product as uncharacterized. The transcript has a single exon. NCBI's taxonomy places the organism in Eukaryota, Viridiplantae, Streptophyta, Magnoliopsida, Solanales, Solanaceae. The coding region runs from base 1 to 462 and encodes 153 amino acids. The record is from RefSeq and is a predicted model, not a curated record.
AUGAUUAAACACCCGGAGACAGAUUAUAUUGAUCCCGUGGAUAUAGAGUUGAAAGAGCAUCCACUACAUUGUUUCCAUGUUGAAGCAAAACAAGACGAUUUUCCUUGGUAUUUUGAUAUAAAGAAGUAUUUGGUGUCUAGAACUUAUCCCAAAGAUGCUAUCUCAAACAAAAAGAAGUCGAUACGCUGUAUGGAUCUCAAUUUCUUUUUAAGUGAAGAAGUCCUUUAUAGGAAAACUCCAUAUUUGGGUCUUAUGAGAUGCGUUGAUGUUGUUGAAGGUGCAAAGCUUAUUGAAAAGCACCUCAAGCUGCAGGAGCCAUGGCAACGCGGUCAGGUCAUCUUCCCUCGAGCUCCAGGAUCGUGGUUGGCGUUCUCAGGGCGUCACACCUUAAGUUUUGGAGGGUUGGGGGGCACUCACAAGACAUCGUCCCUCAUGCUCCGGGAACCUGGUUGGCAUGCUUAG